Molecule: messenger RNA, 1849 nt
Organism: Seriola dumerili (greater amberjack)
Lineage: Eukaryota; Metazoa; Chordata; Actinopteri; Carangiformes; Carangidae
Gene: kcng3
Product: potassium voltage-gated channel subfamily G member 3-like
Exons: 2
Coding region: 168-1439 (423 amino acids)
Biological process (GO): potassium ion transmembrane transport; protein homooligomerization
Cellular component (GO): voltage-gated potassium channel complex; membrane
Molecular function (GO): delayed rectifier potassium channel activity; protein binding
Source: RefSeq, a predicted model, not a curated record
AGCAGCCACGGAGCUGAACGCAGGGCCACCUCCACUCAGAGCGAACCACGCCCCGGGGGACAGGGGAGACCGUGACCCCCCACUCCCCCUAAAAGUGCCCAAAGUGCGGUUAUGGAAGGGGGAAUGGACUGUGAAGAGGAGUUUUAGUCAGGUUACACAUUGACGACAUGAAGUUUGGGAAGAGCAUCUGCGUGCUCAACGUAGGGGGAACCCGGUACGCCUUCACCCGUGAGGUGAUCAGGGAUUUCCCUCUCCGGCGCGUCAGUCGCCUGCAUGCCUGCGCAACCGAGAAAGAAGUCCUUGAACUGUGCGACGACUACGACCGGGACCGGAAUGAGUUUUUCUUCGACCGCCACGCGCAGGCUUUCGUGUUCAUCAUGCUGUACGUGCGCUCCGGUAAACUCCGCUUUGUCCCCGGAGUGUGUGAGCUCUCCUUCUACACAGAGAUGCUCUACUGGGGGCUGGAGAGCGCGCACUUGGACUCCUGCUGCCAGAAACGUCUGGAUGACAGGAUGUCCGAGAUCGGACUUGACAGUAUGUCUGAGGGGGACAUCAGAGUGUCGGGGGAUGAGUCUCAGAGCCCGGGCGAGUCGGUGCAGCGGAUUGCGCUCACUGGUCGCGCUAGAUGGCUUGAGAAGAUGCGCAAGGCAUUCGAGGAGCCCAACUCUUCGCUUGCGGCGCAGCUGUUGGCUUCAGUGUCCGUGAUCUUUGUAAUCGUUUCUAUGAUAAUGCUGUGUGCUAGCACCCUGCCGGACUGGGAUACAGCCAAGAGAAAUACUGUGGAGGAGCACAGGAUUGUAGAGGCAGUGUGUAUUGGUUGGUUUACAGCAGAGUGCAUAGUGCGCUUUCUGGUGGCCAGAGACAAGUGGGACUUCCUCCGCCGGCCACUGAACAUCAUCGAUGUGAUUGCCAUCACCCCCUACUAUGUCACCAUGGCAAUGGCCCGUGCAGGGAUGCCGAGCGCUGGGCUCGGGGUUGCUGGGGUGAUACUGCGGGUGCUGAGGAUGAUGCGAGUGUUCUGGCUCAUGAAGCUGGCCAGACACUUCCUGGGCCUGCAGACACUUGGGCUGACACUCACGCGCUGCUACCGGGAGAUGGUCAUGCUGAUGGUGUUUGUCUGCGUCGCCAUGGCGAUAUACAGCGCUCUGGCCCAGCUUCUGGAGCAUGGCUUGGACUUGGGCACGCAGAACCACGAUUACGCCAGCAUCCCGGCGGCCGCCUGGUGGGUCAUCAUCUCCAUGACGACGGUGGGGUACGGGGACGUGUACCCUGUGACAGUUGGAGGACGGGUGCUCGGGGGAAUGUGUGUAGUGAGUGGCAUUGUCCUCCUGGCACUGCCCAUCACAUUCAUCUACCAUAGCUUUGUGCAGUGCUACCAUGAACUCAAACUCCGCUCUGCCAGAUAUGCACGCAGCCUGUCAGCGGAGAUACUGCGAUAAACACACAUUCUCAUCAAACAUCCAUGGCCCUGCCUACACCAGACAGAAACUCAAAAAAACAGUGAAUCUGCUGAUCCCAUAGUGAUAUAAUUGAUCAGCACUGUGCCCUGCCCUCUUUCCUGCCUGAGCCACACCUGAUUUUAUUUGGCUUGUCUAGUUCCUGCUUGUUGUGUUGAUGAUCUCCAGUGAUCAUCUUCAACCAGCAUGCUCUGCACCUGUCUCCUUAACAACACAGUUUGCACAGAAGAAUAGGAACACACACAAAUAAUUAUUUAUUAAACACACACGGGCACAUUCAAUCCAGUUUUGACACUGGCUGCUGUUUACACUGUAUUCCCAUGGUGACAACAUUGGCAGAGAUGGCUGCUUUUUUUUGUACGCUGCUAGUGCUGUGUGUGUGUGUGUGUGUG